GCAAGUGAGCUUCUGGGGCGACGAGGACGCGUACGCCAGCCCGCGCAGCCCCGACGUGGAGGAGGACCGGCUGUCGCUGGCGUCGCAGCUGCGCAAGACCAAGUCCAUGGACGCGUCGUGCCUGGACGUGCGCUGCAUCAACGAGGCCGCCAGCCCGCUCAAGCCGCUCUCGCGCGCAAAGUCCGACUUCAACCUGGCCGCCUCCACGCACUCGCUCGCUCAAGAGCCGGAGACCCCGACUCGCCCCAAGUCGAUGGCAGCGCCAUCUGAGCCCCUGAUCGCACGCGCACUCUACGCAUACCUGUCCAGCGGCGACAACCAGCUCAGCUUCCUCGAGGGCGACGUCAUCACUCUUAUAGGGGAGCGCAACAAGGGCUGGCAGUUCGGGGAGAACCUGCGCACACAGGCAAGCGGCUGGUUCCCCCUCGCCUACACCGAGAUGCUGCUCGACGACCAGCCCUCUGGCUCGCCGCACCGCGUGCAAAGCGGUGACUGGGCCACGUCGGCCGCCACGACGCCGGCCACGCCCACCAACGGGCUGUCUGCGGGCUUCGCGCCGUCGCCGGUCUCCUCCUCGUCCUCGUCCGGCGGGGGCGGCACCGGCGCCAUGGCCGCUGCCGUCGCCGCCGCCGCCUCGGCCUCCGCCGCCGCCGCCGAGCGAGCCGCUCCGGCGCCGCCGCGCACCGCAGGCGCAGCCGUGCCCUCCUGGCCGGCCAAGGCCCCGACGGCCCGCGCCCCGGCUCGUCACCAUGUUCGGAGACACGCUGCUGCACCGCGGCGCCUCGCG
Molecule: messenger RNA, 787 nt
Organism: Gryllus bimaculatus (two-spotted cricket)
Lineage: Eukaryota; Metazoa; Arthropoda; Insecta; Orthoptera; Gryllidae
Source: the annotation of a GenBank genome assembly